AUGUCGCGACCAACCAAUCCCGAUGAAAUCGACCUCUUCGAAGAUGAUCUCUACAAUAACUCCUCGAACAACGAGGAAUCCAACAAUGAGCUCGAAGUAGCCGAAGACACCACAAUGGCCGAAACCCUAGGCUUCACCAGCUUCGGCGGCACCAGACCCAUCGACGACCACGACGACAACAAGAGACGGCGCUUCAACCCGCACCUAGACAACGCCGUUAUAGCCACGACCAACGAGGAGCCUCAGCUUACCGCAUACCGCGCGCAGGCCCAUCCAAACAAAAGACAGAAGCUCUCCGCCUCGCCCAGGGACGAAAUCACCUACUCCGAUUCGGACGACUACGCCAGCACCAACACCAACACCAACGCCGCCAACAACAACGGCACCCCCACUGGCGCACCAUCCGGCCACCCCCCCGACUCUCAUUACCCAUCCCAGCAGCAACGCCCACCCACUGGCCCGCGCAGGGGAAACUACAGUCACCGCGGCGGCAACAGAGGUGGCGGAAAUUGGGGCGGCGGAGGACGAGGUGGUGGCUACAACAGCAAUUACAACAGCAGUUACAACAACAACUACAACAACAACAACCGGAACAACAACAACAGCAGCAACAGGGGCGGCGGCCCGGUCAACCCGCUGUGGUAUGUCGAGUACUACGACCCAGCCAGCAACGAGAACCCCUGGGAGGGGAUGGAGAAGUACAAGAGGCUGCCGCCGGUGGGGACGUGGCUGUCACGGGGCCGGAAGCGUGCAAGAGACGACGAGGUGAAGGACGGUGCUGAGGAGGCUGAGGGUGGUGAUGGUGACGGUGCUGAAGGUGACGACGGUGCCGGUGUUGAGGGUGACGGUGCUGGUGAGGAUGGUGUUGGCAAUGCUGAAGAGUUUGAUGCUGUGGAUGAUGUUGUUGGGGGGCAGGAGGUGGUGGAGGAGGGUGAGGGUGGAGAGGAUGCGGAGGAUCUGGUGGAUUUUGACGAUUUUGAGGAUAAUAAGAGAACAGCGCAGGGGAGUGCAAGGGCAGCCAGGGAGGCGUCACGUGACGGCUCAGGGGUUACUACACAUGACAACCCUCGCAGCCCCCAGGUGGCUCGGUUGGGUUCGACCAUGUCACCUGACGACCAGGACAGCCACAGGCCGGGCUGGAGGGGUUGGGCACAGUGUCGGGAUAGGGCUGAGCCCUCGUUCUGGCGCGGAGAGGGCGGGGAGGACACUGAAAAGCCCACCCCCCCAUCUCCUCCCCCAGCAAGCAGCGACAGUCAGCCAGCCCAGCCCGCCCUCGCCCUCUCACGUGGCCCCGGCUCGUCGGCAGCCGACCGCCCGCGCUCCAAGCUUGGUUCUGUGCUCCCAAGCAAGGCAAGGGCGCCACAGGGGAGUGGGCAGCCGGGAGGAGGUGGGGGAGGCGAGAGUCCACACAUGCCCCUUCCCCUCCCCCACCCCCCCGGCCCUCUCUCCCACACAGCCGGGUACGCUAGCUGGCUAGCUAGCCCAGCCACGCCACACCUGCUGCAGCCCCGAUCGUCCCGCCCGUCCCGCCCCGGGGUGUGCGUUAAGAGCGACAAGGGGGAGGAGGGGGGCGUACUCGCCGCAGGGCAAGUCAGUAGGUAG
This is a messenger RNA of Chaetomium globosum CBS 148.51, 1602 nucleotides long. RefSeq lists its product as uncharacterized. Lineage: Eukaryota; Fungi; Ascomycota; Sordariomycetes; Sordariales; Chaetomiaceae. The coding region runs from base 1 to 1602 and encodes 533 amino acids. The record is from RefSeq and is a predicted model, not a curated record. The transcript has 3 exons.